Messenger RNA from Musa acuminata AAA Group (dessert banana), 4921 nucleotides. RefSeq names its product QWRF motif-containing protein 2-like. The record is from RefSeq and is a predicted model, not a curated record. Gene Ontology annotation, biological process: spindle assembly; centrosome cycle. Lineage: Eukaryota; Viridiplantae; Streptophyta; Magnoliopsida; Zingiberales; Musaceae. Bases 244 to 2124 code for a protein of 626 amino acids. Gene Ontology annotation, cellular component: nuclear microtubule; cytoplasm; centrosome. Gene Ontology annotation, molecular function: microtubule binding. The transcript has 11 exons.
GCAAAAUAUAUUGCAUUCAUGACUGCUAACAAUGGCUUUGAAGGGAAACUAAACCUCUGUCGACUCUUUCAGAUGCAGGGCUUCUCGCACUCGCUCCUUUGCUUCGCCACUUUUCUAGUUCUCCUUAUUCCAAGGAGUAGCACUGAAGGUGGAGUCUGGUGCUCCGCCUGUGUGACCGCCUUCCUGUAAUUGGAGAGGAAAGCCGGAGAUCGACCGAGGGCGGCGAGCUCUACGAUUAGAUCGAUGGUGGCCGCGGUCCCGGCAGCCGCCACCACUUCCCCCGCCGCGUCCCGGAACCCUCCCCGCAGUCACAAGAACACUUCGCCCCUUCCGCGUCGCGAUGAUCUCCAGAACCCUCGUCGCUCGCCGCUGAUCCCCUCCGAGAAGAGCAAUGCCGCGGCCGGCGCAAGGCAGCCUCGCACCAAGGAUAUCAGUUCUCGCUACCUCUCAUCUUGUGGUUCCUCCUCGUCCUCUUCCUCCACCUCCUAUUCUACCGCCACUACGUUCUCUUCUUCGAGCGGUUCGUCUAGCUCGCGGCGCUUCCCGUCGCCGAUGGCGGCCCCACGGUCCUCCACGCCGCCGGUAUUGCCCCAGUCCGCCGCCCAGAAGCGGUCCCACUCCGUCGAUCGGGCUCGGCCUUCCACGCCUCGCGCCGAUCCCCGCCCGGCCCCUGCGGAGCCCUCCCCCGCCGCGCGCGCUCUCUGCUUGACGACCCGGAGCCUCUCCGUCUCGUUCCAGUGCGAGUCCUUCUUCUACCAGACCAGCCGCGCUAAGGCCGCCUCCCGCAGCCCCGCCAGGAAGUCCACUCCCGAGCGGCGGCGAGCUAGUGCCUCUUUUGCCUCUCCAUUGAAGGUUCGUGAUCAUUUGGAUAACUCUAAGCCCUUUGAAAACCACCACCGAUGGCCCUCUUCCACAGCCCAGUCGUCAAAUCCGUUGAUGAGGAUCUCGAAUUGCUCUUCUGAGAAGAAAGAACCGAUUUUGGCCACCGUCAGGUUCCAGCAGUCGAUGAUGUUUGAUGAUAGUGCGAGAAGGGCUUCGUUCGAUGGGUGUGACCUAUCAGCUUCUUCCGAUACUGAUAGUGUGUCCUCUGGGAGCAAUUCGGGGGCGCCAGAAUUCAGUAUGCGCCCGCGCGCAAAGGUGACUUCCAGAGGGAUCAGUGUCCCAGCAAGGUUUUGGCAGGAGACGAAUAACCGGCUGCAUCGUUAUCCCGAAACUUGCUCCCCACUAUCUUCGCCGGAUUCAAGGUCUGUGGUACACUCGAAGCUGGGUGUGAUAAAGAAGUUGUCAAUGGACAGCCCCUUGUCUUCUCCAAGGUCAGUUUCCUCACCGCUCCGUGGACCCGUGAGACCUUCUUCUCCAAACAAGCUUUCCGGUUCACCAUCAAGGGGUAUGGCAAGCCCUUUGCGGACAAGGAGUAAUGUAUCAAUGAGCAGUUCACUGGUUUGUCAACCAGGCAAUGCACCUUCAAUUAUAAGCUUUGCUGCUGAAGUGCGGAGAGCAAGGAAGGGGGAGAAUCGGAUUGAGGAGGCUCACAUGUUGAGGCUGCUUGAUAACCGGCAUUUACAAUGGCGAUGUGUUAAUGCCAGGUUUGAUGCUGCACUGUUAUUGCGGAAACUAACUGUAGAGAAAAAUCUGACUGAUGCAUGGGUAACUACCAAAGAGUUGCGUGACUCCAUUACCAAUAAAAGGAUCAAGCUACAAACUCUGAAACAAGAUUUAAAGCUAAUUUCCAUUCUUAAGGAGCAAAUGGCCUAUCUAGGGGAGUGGUCUCUUAUGGAGAAAGAUCACUUAAGCUCAUUAUCAGAAGCUAUUAAAGCAUUAAAGGCUAGCACACUUCGUCUUCCCAUAGUUGGUGGAGCCAAGGCUGACCUUCUGGAAGUUAAAGAUGCAAUUAGUUCAGCACUUGAUAUAAUGCAGGCAAUGGGAUCCUCAAUUUGCUCUCUAUUGUCCAAGGUUGAAGGAAUGAGUAACCUGAUAUCAGAAAUCACUAAAGUGGCUGCACAAGAGCGAGCACUAGUUGACCGAUCCAGAGGUCUCUUGUCCACCGUAGCAGCUUUGAGUAUAAAGCAAUGUAGCCUGCAAGGACAGUUAAUACAACUGAAGAGAAGAGCCAGCCUGAUAUAGAUACAGAGCAGAUGCUCUUACCAACCUUGUGAUCACUAACAUCACAUCAUACUCUACUUCUUCUGACCGGAGAGUUUGGAGGGAAAUAAAGCAUGAGGGAUUACAUUGCCUGCCGACAGAGUGGUUUUCUUCUGCUGCUGCUGCUGCUGCUGCUGCUAAUAAAAGAAAAGCUCAUUGUAGGAUUUGUAUGAGUGGAGCAUUUCUUAUUCAACAAUCUAUAAGCAAUCACUCAACAACGACCGAGCUUGCGAGUGUUGUCAAGACCGACACACGCUUCGAACGAAUGAGACCCAAUCCUCCCAGACACAGGUUGAGGAGCCUCUCGGCUCGACGGCGCAGUGGUCGACUCACCGGCUCUCACCGCUAGUUGUCACUGAUUCCUCCGUGUUUAUCGGCGGCGUGGCUGGACAACGCCGCUUCUCCUCCCUCCCGCCGCCGGGGGACCGACGACACAGGUCCGGAUCACAGGCCGCCGCAUCAUCUUCGUCGAGUGGAGCACGCCGCCGCUCGGGCACGGAGAAUGAAGAGAACCCCCUGUCAAGUAGGAGGGUAGUGCCGCCGUAGAAGACACUUUUGAGUGUGGCCUGAUAGAGGUGCCAGUUGCGGUCCGCAGCAGGCCCACGGCGACGUUCACUGGGCUGAUGCUUCACCCGUACCAUUCGUACAAGUGCAAAGAUUGGAAUAAAGCUGCAACCAGAGACCCGUCAGAAUGGAGGAAGGGAUCGGGAAAUGAGAGCAUUUGGAAUCAAAUCGUGACUUGUAGGCACGAACCUGGGCGUUGGGAGGGGAAGACGGCGGAGACGAAGGGCAUGAGGGCAGCGCGUCCGAGAACUUGGCAACGAAGAUGUGGGCCUGGGCCUUGGUGGAUUCGACCAUUGAAGACACGGCCGCAGCACGCCGGAUUCGUUGCAGCCUCUGCGGACGAUUCUGCACGUUGUUGCGACUCAUCUCCUCCGACGAUCUCUCGGCCACCGCUGCUCCGAUCCUCCUUCUCAAAGUCAUAGUUGCCUGAACUGAUGGGGGAAAUCUUGCAUGAUGAUCAGGAUUCCACAAAAGGGUGAUCGAUCAGCUAAUCAUGUUCCCUUCAACAUAUCCGAACAGAAUAAACAAUUUCAAUUAGUCCAAUGCUAAGAAACCUUCAGCCACACGUGGUCAACUCAGUUCCUUCAUUUAACCACAAGCAGGCCCAGAUUCCAUAUGACUGAGGAUUACGAUGAAAGUCAUAGAGUAAUUAUCAUCUAAACUGGGUGCAGAAUAUAGAACCCUUACCAUCUAAUAAAGCGUCGUGGACCUCCUCUCUCGUCACAUUCAAUGCCCUCAAGAGUAUUGCUAUGUUUUGCGACUUCUUGGGAUCCAGCACUCUCUUCUCCUCAUCUAAUGGCAGGACACGCUGUCGUCUGCUUGUUGCUUUGGGAAGAGAACUUGAGGUGAUGUUGACAAAUAGAGUCUCGAUUAUGUCCUCGUUCAACCUGCCAAGUGAAGACGAAGAGAAUAAUGCUCAGUCAUGGUAUUGAAAGACUUGAAACAUACAGGGAGUGGGAAGAAAUCUUUAGGUGAAAUCUCACUGAAAUGAGCUUGAUUUCAUCUGGUCCCAGACCAUUGCUCGAUUGGAAUUCGCACUAACUUUGUCCCAGUGAAGAGGCUUCAACUUGGGCUUCGAGUCGCCCUCCAAUUCCUCCACCAUCUCGUGUACUUGAUGCGAAGAACUGGCAGCAAUGCCAACGCCGUGCUUCGUCGGAGGAAGUGGUAUGUUGAUCCGUGUUGCUUCAGGAGGAAGUGGAUUUAGCAACCUACGCCUUGAAGAUGCCGCAACUGGAGUCGCCGGAGCUUUAAUUGGCUGUUCAAUGUUUCCCAUGGUUUCAGUAGAUGGUGGUGGCUGCGGCGGCGAUGGAGGUGGAGGUUGUUGGUCGAUUGGGAGGAUCAUCUGUUUGACCGCAAAGCGGGGUGCAGUGUCUGCCGCGGCCACGGCCAACAACUGCUGCUCUCCGCUGUUAAUACUUGGGGGGCUCCUACGGGAGGCCGGGCUACUCGGGCUCUCGCUGGUGGCGGACACCACCGACCGCUGCGGAGUGUAAAAGGUGUCCUCAUCGGAUAACGUCAUUGGCGGAGGGACCAUUCCCCUCAGCGAAGCCAUGGAACUCAGCGGCGGCAACGGCUGGAGCUCGGGGCUCGGGUGAUGCAUUUCCAGCACCCGCUCCGUCGCGAUGUUUCCGUAAGAGGAUCCGUUCUGCCGCCCGCCAGAUACCGCCGACGUGUCCAUGAUGCCAAGGUAGAGGAAAUCCGGCGCCGCGGAAGCGGGCUUUCGGUCCACCCGCCUGCCGCCGCUGCCGUCGGGGCCGACAAGCUUUCCGUCUUCGGGCGAGCUCCGAAACUUUAGCCGGUACAGCAGGAACCCCAACAAGAACAGGACCACGAGGGCGGGGACGGAAGCGGAGAAGGCGAUGACGAAGACCUUAUUAGACGCGGAGGAGGAGGCCGCAACGGCGGGCGUUGAGGGGACACCGGGGAAGAAGCUGGUUGACUCGUCCGGAGGUGGGUCAACGAACUCCUGAGGGGGCGGUGGUGGGGUCCACUGGAUGGGGUACAGCGGCUGGUGGAGGACCCUGCGGCCGCCGGCGCGGUCGUCCGAGGCGAAGGCGGAGGCGGAGGCGACGGCGGAGCAGAGGAGGAGGGCGAGGACCACCAGUAGCAUCUUCGCGACGAGGACCCGUUUCGCUUCGGGGAUUAAGAGCGACAACGGUGGAAGCUUCUAAAAUUGGCCGCGGGGAUUACUAGUAUAUAUUUGUUAUUAUCCUAA